AUGCGUAUACUCUGUCUCCAUGGAUAUGGCAUGAAUGUCGAUGUCAUGAAACGCCAAAUGGCUGCACUAAUAAAGUUCUGUGACCCCAGUUGGGACUUUAUUUUUUUGGAAGCCACUUUAGACUGCCCUCCUGCUCCUGGAGCAAAAGCUGUCUCAGCUGGUCCUUUUUUCUGUUGGUCGAGAGAUUUCCGUCCUCUAAGCAUUGAAUCUGCGUACGCCGCCGUGGAUAAGGUCUUCAAGCAACACGGCCCCUUCGAUGGGACCUUCUGUUUCAGUCUUGGUGUGACUGUAAUGGUCGGCUAUUUACUUCAGCAAGUCACCCUGCAUCCAGUCACACCUCUUCCUGUGGGAUUUGGAAUAUUUUGUUCAGCGGCCCCUGUGUUAUCUGCAGAUCCAGAGUAUUGUCACUCUAUUUUUGGCUCUUUAUCACCCGAAGACCUUCAACAUCUACGCUCCACGGAAGAUGAUCGCCUUGCUCAGAUUGCAGAGCCUGCUCAAACAGCUGUCCGGGCUUUAUUAAGAGUCACCGAUAUAUUGGAGCCCAUUAUUCGUCUGACACGAAAAGACUUGCUGCAUCGUCCACUGCUGGAGAUUCCUUGUCCGUUGGAUCCGAGCUUGUUUAAAGCUCGCCUUUCAAUUCCAACACUACAUGUAAGGGCAAAGAACGACGCAAUAGGUCUGAGAGAGACUUCAGAUCUGGCUGGGUCCUUUUGUGAAUCAAAAUGGAGGCAAACGUAUGAGCAUAGUGCUGUUCAUAAUCUUCCCCGCUCUCCGGCUGAGGCACAGGAGAUGGCGGCUGCUAUGAAGUGGGUGAUCUCGAAGAGCCAGAUGUCGAAACUAUGA
This is a messenger RNA of Penicillium pulvis, 843 nucleotides long. RefSeq lists its product as uncharacterized. The transcript is spliced from 2 exons. Gene Ontology annotation, cellular component: nucleus; cytoplasm. The record is from RefSeq and is a predicted model, not a curated record. Lineage: Eukaryota; Fungi; Ascomycota; Eurotiomycetes; Eurotiales; Aspergillaceae. Bases 1 to 843 code for a protein of 280 amino acids.